AUGAUCCCGAUUCUGGACAGCGGCUGCUGCUCGAGCUGCGCGGCAGAGGCCCAGCCUCCGAAGGAGGUCGUGACCGCCGGACCAGGACUGGAAGGAGCGCCGGUGCUGAAAGAGGCCUCUGAAACCUCGCAGCCUUCACAGCCGGAUGCACUGACACCGGUGUCUCCGAGAAGUCUGCUCCGGAUGAUAACCGACGACUCCGUGGUGGACGUCUCCAUCAAGUCGGAGCGACUGGAGAGUUUGACCAAUCCCAAGCUCGAGCAGGGCAUGAUCCGGGCGAUCACCCUCCGCAAGUCCAUACGGCAGAUGGGGCGUCUUUGGCGCAGACCUUUGCUGCCAAUGCCUGAGGAGCGCCUGAUGGACCUUUACGAGUGGUCCCAUCCGGCAGAGGAGUACGACUACUUCCUGUCACACACCUGGGAGACGUGGGGUGGUCUGAAGUAUAUCUCCCUUUUAAUGCACUCCAGCCAUCGCUUUCUUCUUGGCUGCUGGCUGUCGGCCGUGGUGCUUUGCUGGUGUGUCUGCCUGAUGGAUUUACUCCCCACCUUCGGCCACGUGAACCCGGAAGCCCUUGAUUGGUGGGCCGAGGGCGAGGGCUGCCCGACGGGGCCUUGGAUUAUUUGCAGCGGUUUUAUCUCAGUGAUCGUGGGGCUUCUGCUGGCGCCCUAUCUUCCCGAUUCCUGCAGCAGGUCUGACCAUUGUUUUAUGGAUGCGGUGUGCAUCCACCAGGCUGACCCGGAAAAGAAAAGGCAGGGCAUCGAUGCCAUUGCUGGCUUUUUGAGUGUUUCUCGACAGCUUCGGAUUUUGUGGUCCCCUUCUUACCUCUCUAGGCUUUGGUGCGUCUUUGAAAUCGCCGCCUACCGGAAGGUGAACCCUCGUGGGCAGGUGGUGCUCGCACCGCUCUUCUUGGAGCGAAUGGUGCUCUUGACCCUCAUCACAUCCUAUGGCAUAGCAGGUCUGUUGUGGACACUCGGCGUACAGAGCUACAACGACACGAUCUAUGCACUGUCUCUGUCACCAAUGUUGUUACUCAUCCACGCGCUCCGCCGGAACGCCACCGGCAAGACCAAGCUCUUCGAAGAGUUGGUGGCUCGACUCAGUGCCGAAGGCUCUGCGGAGCGCUUCAAAGUGCUGAGGCGCGCCGUGGAGGGAGCCUGGUUCGAGCAUGGCUUGUUUGGUGCACAGGCCAGGAAGGCCCUCAUUUUCCUUCACGUGCCCUUGUUCGAAGCGGCCACGAAAGCCAAGACGGUCGUUUGGAAUUCCGAGGAAGUCUUGCAAGUCCUUCACUCGCACAGCGACACGGUGGUCGCGGUUUUUGCUGGCCACGAUCACAACGGAGGCUACGCCGUCGAUGCGGCAGGCAUACACCACAUCACCAUGAACUCGCCGUUAACAGCUGAGCCGGGCAGUGACUGCUAUGCAGUGCUAGAGUGCCACUCUGAUGGGUGGGCACAUUUUCUCCCGCACGGACGGGCCUGCGUUGAGAGCAACACCGACGGUGCUGGGCAAGCGUAUCCGCAGCUCAUUCUGGCUAAAGGCUCCAAGAACCUGCCCGGUGACGAGCGGUCUCCAGGGGCCGACAGUCAG
Molecule: messenger RNA, 1587 nt
Organism: Symbiodinium sp. CCMP2456
Lineage: Eukaryota; Dinophyceae; Suessiales; Symbiodiniaceae
Source: the annotation of a GenBank genome assembly